Fomitopsis serialis is the source of this 1825-nucleotide messenger RNA. RefSeq lists its product as uncharacterized. Gene Ontology annotation, cellular component: Ino80 complex. Bases 304 to 1506 code for a protein of 400 amino acids. The transcript is spliced from 11 exons. Lineage: Eukaryota; Fungi; Basidiomycota; Agaricomycetes; Polyporales; Fomitopsidaceae. The record is from RefSeq and is a predicted model, not a curated record.
CCGCAUCAGCCUCCAUAAUUUUCAUUAUGGAUCCAUAACUACGCCAAUUGUCAGUAACUAUGUCCUCUCCCUCUUGUUCUCCUCCUCACCCUUGCACACUGCCACCUGCGCGGCGAUAGCGCCGCUGCGUCGUCCAGAUUGCCGCCCCAGCAGCCUCUUCUGCGCCUCCUCUCCGUCGUUCGCUGCACCCAUCGAUCAUUCGUCCUUGCGCUGAUGUGUAUCGGACAAAGCAUACUGCCUCCAGCCCACACGUGAGAUCGCCCGAAGCUCCAGAUUCCCGUUUACUCUACGCCGAUAUAAAGCAUGGACGACGAACACACCGCCGCCGCGUGCACAGCACAGGAGGACCGCCCUCCCUCCGCCCCCAACAUCCAAGGUUGGAACCCCCAGCAAGUCACCACCCCCCCCCAGUACCUCGGUCGCAAGACCCUCCCGAUAAAGCGCGGCGACGCCGAACCCCUCACCAGGGAAGACCUCCAGUAUGAUCUUCUCUACUACAUCUUUGCCGAUCGCACCGUGGCCUUCGUCGACUUCCUAGCGCCGGGGAAGCCUCUCGUUAAUUUCUGCGACCUCUACGUCAAUGCCCUCUACAACUCCAGCAAGUGUUCAAAGGUCCUCAAGGACAAGAUGGUCGAGACGCCCGCCUUUGCUAUCGAGUUUGCUAAGAUUUCCCUCCUUACCAACGUGGGCAGGAUAAAUACCACCAUGGCCUUUUUUCCCGAGAUGAAGACUGCCUUGCGCAGCUAUCACCCGCGCGCCGGGCAAAUCCCGCCAACGAGCGUCGUCAACCUUAUAUUCGUCCUGGCCAAUUCUAACAACUCGCAGCAAAUUGCGCACAGUCAUUUUGAUCCGCCAGUCGAGUUCCUCGACCUCUUCCUCCCCGUCAACCUCUCCUCUGCCUCCCGUGCCAAAGCCUUCUUGUGGCUGAUCCCUGGUAAGGUACCGCGACUGCGUCACCUCACCGGUGAGGAGAUGGCGCGAGAGAACGUCGACCCUUCAGAGGAGUCGAUGCAUGAUUAUGGCCAAUCGAGGCGCAGCCGCCCGCCGCGCUAUCCUGGAUCAACGUCUGGGGGAAGCCGCGGCUCGUCGCUGUCCCGCAGCGACUAUCCUGUGCCCUCUCAUGUGGUGAGUCGGCGCCGCGACAACCCCUCGGGCGCCGCUGUAUCAGAAACUCCGUAUUCAAAAUAUCGCCCAGAUGAACCGUCAGGUUCUAGUCCGAAUCAGGAGCGAAGCAUGUUCGAACAUGCCUGGCACAUCGCGGCUACCACCGAUCCGCUGAACGACUCGGACGAAGAACAGGACGAGCAUGUCAGGCUCGACUAUAACCGACGACUCCGUGUACUAUCGCGACUACGAGGGAAGGACCCCACGCCAGAGCCAGAAACCGAGCCCGUUCCACCGUCCACUAGUAUGCAGCCUUCGCAGCAGUUCAACGCCCAGAACCCACCCCCGAGCGGGGCAGAUAGUGGGACUGGUCGACUAUCCCAGGUCCAAUCCUGGCGGUAGUGCCGCCAUCGCUGAAUCACUGUAGACGGCAUAUCGUCCGCGGAUUGGGGUCCCAUCCGCCGGAUGACGCUCGUCGAUGCUGCUGCCCUCCUUGCGCGUCCAUUGGGUUUGUGUGUUCUGUACAACGCUAACCAUGUCUUCCUGUCGGGCCUGGUAUAAUUCAUAAAAGUGUAAAUAUGUAUCACCGGUUUCUUUUCCUGCCAGUCUUGUGUCAGUCUGUCAAUUAUACUUGCUUUCAUGCUCCCGAACAAGCUUACUCGGACCCUGCAUGGCUGGCAGUACCUGAGAACGUAAUGUAUUGCCUCCGCAUCUCACCGGC